Molecule: messenger RNA, 5151 nt
Organism: Anoplopoma fimbria (sablefish)
Lineage: Eukaryota; Metazoa; Chordata; Actinopteri; Perciformes; Anoplopomatidae
Gene: prkaa2
Product: protein kinase, AMP-activated, alpha 2 catalytic subunit
Exons: 10
Coding region: 29-1702 (557 amino acids)
Biological process (GO): protein phosphorylation; intracellular signal transduction
Cellular component (GO): cytoplasm
Molecular function (GO): ATP binding; protein serine/threonine kinase activity
Source: RefSeq, a predicted model, not a curated record
ACGGUCUGUUAUCGGUCGUCAGUGGAACAUGGCGGAGCGGCAGCAGCCCCGUCUGGAGGGCCGUGUGCGGAUCGGGCACUACGUGCUGGGGGACACGCUGGGAGUGGGCACGUUCGGCAAAGUGAAGAUCGGAGAGCACCAGCUGACGGGCCAUAAAGUGGCUGUGAAGAUCCUGAACAGACAGAGGAUCCGCAGCCUGGACGUCGUCGGCAAGAUCAAACGAGAGAUCCAGAACCUCAAACUGUUCAGACACCCGCACAUCAUCAAGCUGUACCAGGUGAUCAGUACUCCCACAGACUUCUUCAUGGUGAUGGAGUAUGUGUCUGGAGGGGAGCUGUUUGACUACAUCUGCAAACACGGACGGGUGGAGGACACGGAGGCCCGCCGUCUUUUCCAGCAGAUCAUCUCAGCCGUGGACUACUGCCACAGGCACAUGGUGGUCCACAGAGACCUGAAGCCUGAGAACGUCCUGCUGGAUGCCAACAAGAACGCCAAGAUAGCCGACUUCGGUCUGUCCAACAUGAUGUCAGACGGGGAGUUCCUACGGACGAGCUGCGGCUCACCCAACUACGCCGCUCCGGAGGUCAUCUCAGGAAGGCUCUACGCGGGCCCAGAGGUGGACAUCUGGAGCAGCGGGGUGAUCCUGUACGCGCUGCUGUGCGGCACUCUGCCCUUCGACGACGAGCACGUCCCCACGCUGUUCAAGAAGAUCAGAGGAGGCGUCUUCUACAUCCCAGAGUACCUGAGCCGCCCCGUGGCCUCGCUGCUCAUGUUCAUGCUGCAGGUGGACCCUCUGAAGAGAGCCACCAUCAAAGACAUCAGGGAAGACGAGUGGUUCAAGCAGGACCUGCCGGGCUACCUGUUCCCUGAGGACCCCUCAUACGACGCUUCGGUCCUGGACGAGGAGGCCGUGAGGGAAGUGUGCGAGAAGUUUGAAUGCACCGAGUCAGAGUUUGUGUCCAGCCUUUACAGCGGGGAUCCACAGGAUCAGCUGGCUGUGGCCUAUCACCUGAUAAUAGACAACCGGCGCAUCAUGACCCAGGCCAGCGAGUUCUACCUGGCCUCCAGCCCCCCCCAGGGCUCCUUCAUAGAGGAGGGCAUGCCGCUGCCCCCCGGGGUCAAACCCCACCCGGAGAGGAUGCCCCCGCUGCUGGCCGACAGCCCCAAGUCCCGCUGUCCUCUGGACGCGCUCAACACCACCCGGCCCAAACCGCUGGCGGUGAAGAAGUCCAAGUGGCACCUCGGGAUCAGGAGUCAGAGCCGGCCGUACGACAUCAUGGCCGAGGUGUACCGCGCCAUGAGGCAACUCAGCUUCGACUGGAAGGUGGUGAACCCGUAUCACCUGCGUGUGCGGAGGAAGAACCCAGUGACGGGAACCCUGGUGAAGAUGAGCCUGCAGCUGUACCAGGUGGACAGCAGAUCCUACCUGCUCGACUUCAAGAGCAUCGACGAUGACAUCAUGGAGGCGGCGGGCUUUAAAUCGGGUUCGUCCACCCCUCAGAGGUCGGGCUCCACGGCCGGCCUCCACAGGCCCAGACUGAGCAUCGACUCGGCGAGCCAGGCGAUCGACUUCCCCGUGCUCAGCUCCUCCCUCCCGGGGUCUCUGUCCGGCAGCUCCCCUCUGCUCACCCCCCGUCAGGGAUCACACACCAUGGACUUCUUUGAAAUGUGCGCCAGUCUGAUCACCACUCUGGCGCGCUGAGACCGCCGCCGUAACCCUGGACGAAGGGAGCGUAGAUGCUCGGAGUGACUUCCUCUCUCUGUCUCCUCUCCAAAGCCCGUCACCUCAGAUUAAAGGAGACAGAGACAGGAGUCCUUUUUCUCAGAAAGUCAGAUCACUCGCUUCUUGUUUUUUCUUAUUCGGACACAGUUUUUGCGUCAGAGUCUUGGGAGCUUUAAACAUCGGGCCACAGCUUCUGAAAACUGAUCCUGGGACUGGAAUCUGUGAACCAGUGAGAGGCCGGUGAAGUGUCAGCCAAAGGUCAAGUUCACCGUCACUCCUCCCGCAAAUACCCUCAAUCUAUUAUCAACUGCUGAAAUGUCAUCACCUGCCAUAACACUUUCCGCUGCGGGACCCUGCUGAGUUUACCCCCAGACACUGAUCGGAGGUCAGUUCUGCUUCUUGUCUUAUAUUUUGAAGACAUUAACCCUGUGUUCUGAGGGAACGUCACAUGUAAUAAUGUAAAGUAUAUGGUUUGUAAAGAAACAGCUUUUUGUUAUCCCAUGUAUAUUAUAUUUAUAUUAAUGUGACGUAGCAAAAAGGGGUGACUGACGUAUACCAAAAAAACAGACUUUAUACACCAUGAAGAAGAUUAUUAUUUAGAUAUCAGAUCCAUAUUUAUUUUUUAGAGAUUGUUUUUCUAGACACUGUAGUUCUAUUAUUUAAGCACUGCAUCGUAGAUAGAUCGUAGAAGAUGAUUGGACCUAGAGGCAGCGGGUUAGCCGGGCGAUAACUCUGCACGGUACCGACUGCGUCCUGUGUGGAGGCCCAGAUACACAACAUCUCACGUGACGUUCCACAAACACCAUUUAUUAUCUUUGUUUGUGUCACAGCAAACGGACUGGAUCGGUGUGUUUCAAAGAGACUGUGCAUGCGCGACAAUCAUAUCUCUGCUGAUUCUUUUCCAUCAUUUUAAACAUUCAGUAGCUGUCAUAAAUAUGCAAAACACACACAAACAUAGUCAAAAACAAAUAAGAAAUUGAGCGACUGCUAAUAUUCUGCUCAUUCAUGCAUGUACAGAAUGUCAUUUAAAGAAAAGGUAUGCAGGCCUGUGAUAUCAGAUGUCUGUCAGUCUGUCACAGUUUUUAGGGCUACAAUUAUUAACAUUAUUUCUGUUUAACGCUAUUUAAAAUGAGAAAAAUGUGCAAAUGUGAAUUUACAGCCCAACGUGAGGUCAUGAAUUUGAUUUCUUCUUUGAGCGAAAGUUUAUUUCACUUCAUAAAUGACUCCGAAAGUCAAUUUUCAACCGACGCUAGCACUCACAUUAGCAGUAAUUGACUUGAUUAGUGUGUCUGUGAUGGGUAGAUAAUGAGGGUGUUUAUGAUAAUCCAUGUGAGGUGGUGUGUAUCAGCUGCAGGGACAGAAACAAGCCACAGAAACCUUCCUCCAGUUGCCUUAAAGAAUGCAACGCAGCAAUGCUGUGCAUGUGUCUAUGGAGAGAGUGUGUGUGUGUGUGUGUGUGUGUGUAUGUGUGUGUGUGUGUGUGUGUGUGUGUGUGUGUAUGUGUGUGUGUGUGUGUGUGUGUGUGUGGUGGAGAUCAGAUGGGUGGAGCGUGUCACAUGACAAAUCACGAUACUUUGUGUGUGUUUCUUCUCUUUAGCUGUUUGUUUGUUUGUUCCGUCUAAACUGUAGAACUCACUUCCUGUUUUCUCGCAUCACAGGUUCUAUAAAUGUUCUGCAUCGUCUUGUCGGGUCGUUCUGUGGCAGAUUUGUGCAUCGCUGUUGUCGUAGAGUAUUUCUUCAGACUUCUCUUUGUUCGGGAGAAAGCUGGUGCUCAGAUGAAUCCUCCCGUGCGUCUUCUCUUUGGGUUUUGUUGUUUUGAUGGAGAUCACUGGACUGUUUCCUUUCUCCUGCGUCUCCAGUGAAACAGGUUGGAGUGGUAGUAGUACGUACUCUGCUUUAGACUGCUGUCGCUAAUGGGGAAACCCAAACAUGGUCAUUAUUUAAAAUAUUCAAUUUUCUUUAUUUUUAUUAUCUCUGCCAGGCGUAUAACCUUGCGUAUACUCAGCAUGUACAAAGGCAUUAUGUGCAACGUGCUGUUUGUCGUAGUAUUCUCCCCAAAAAACGCCAUCAGAGAGUACAGACAAAGUAUUUUGUGAAAGAAGCAAGAAGUGAACCACGACAUAAACCUAACGAAGAGGAAUUGUAUUUAACUUUAUUAACAUCUAAUUUAAUAGGACUAUUUCAUACGAGCCCUGUAAAGAAAGAAGUCAGUAAUUAAAUGUAUUCAAACAAAAGUUAUAAAAUCCUGUAAUUAAUUAGAUUUGGCUGGUAAAAUAAUUACUCAAAAAUAGAUUUUUUUUUAAGACCGUCUAAAACAAAUGGACAGUCUUCAGACAUGUUAAUGGUGCUUUUAUCAGUAAACUAUUUGCUAAAGUCACAUCUGAAAAGCUCAGAGUAAACACCUUAUUACAUAAAUAUCUGAAAUGAGCUUUUCUUGAAGAAUGAGACACACCUGACAGAACAUUUGAACUCUUCCUAGUAAUUACAUCUUAUCCAUCAUUGUUAUAUCCACAGGCUUGAGGCACGUGAUUGGCCGAAGGGAAAGGAGGCGGAGAUUUGUAAUAAAACUGUCAUGAAAAGUGACAUUUUUAUUUUAAGAGUUAUGGACUUACAUUGCAGAAUAACAGGGAGAGUUUGGCCAUGUUGGAGGUUUGCACACAUCCCGUCUGGACUACGACUAUUCAAACAGAAACAGUGUUUAUGUUCAGGUACUAUCAUUUCAUGCAGAAGGAGGUUGUAGGUUCUUAUCAUCUGCAACAAGUUUGAGUCCUUUUUUUUUUUUUGCCUUAUGGGAGCAUUGUGAAGCCACGUUCUCCGUUCCUCUGCUGAAUCCCUUUAUUAUGCGUGUUCUGUCGCUACGUCAUGUGUAGCGUUGCCUUUUUCUCCGUCUGUACAUCACGUAAAAACACCUCUAAAUAAACGUUUACGUCUCCGUGCUGCCAGAAACAAGCCACCGCACACGCAGCCUCUAGAUCACACUUCAUCAAGGACCGCCCCGCUAUGCAUCCAGGUCCCGGGGUCCUGAUAUAACCAGUACUUACUGUCAUGAUGUACUGCUUGUACUAGUACAGCUGUAUGCAACUACCAGUGGCAUGUUGGUAAACUCUCCUCUGUGUUUAGAGCUGGAAACACUCUUUAAAUACAGACUUUAACGUGUUGUACCAAAGUGAGUAUAAACACUCUGUUUAUCUGCGGUGGGGUUCCUGUGAUCAGUGUCACCGUAAAUACCCCAGUGUGUGUUGUGUGUGUGUGUUGUAUGUGUGUGUGUGUGUGUGUGUGUGUGUGUGUGAAUGUGACGUUGUGUUUCAGCUGUCUCUGUCUGAUUUGGGGUUGGGAUUAUUCUUGUUAUGCACUGCAUGAUAUUGCUGUUAUGAUUUGCACUUUAAUGAGUAUUUAUUGAAAAACAAUAAACAGACAUUUAAAAGGAC